UUUUCAAUUUCAGAAUAUCUACAUACGUAAAUAUAGAGCUGUCUUUCCGUUUUCACGACAUUAAUUUAUUCUGGAUUCAUUACAUAUAUUUGAUUGACAGAGAGAAGAAGCGGCAUCAGGAUUAACAUAAGAAAAUCACUGCAUUAAUUAUAAAGUGUGUUUUAUUUUAUAUAUUAUUUUAUAUAUCAUGGUUCGAGAAAAAUAUUUCAUUUUAAUAUUUUUCAGAAUGAUGCAAUUUAAUCCCUUGAAUGUUAUAAUGUUACUCUAUACAACUUUCAUUGCUCUUAACUUUCCACAAAGUCCGAUAACUCCAAAAGAAGUAGAAGUGAAGGAGAAGAUUGAAUAUUUGUUAAAAGAAAUAGAAAAUGAGGAAUUUGAAAUAUAAGAGGAAGAAACUUUAGAUUUUUACAAUACAUAUGAAGUUCCAGAAGCGGAAAAUAUUGAUUUAUUAGAGAAAAAUGAAAGAAAAGAAUAUCUCCCGGAAGAAGUUAUUUGUAGCUCCGUUGAAGCAGGAAUAUCAAAUGAUUAUAAAAGGCAAGCUGUGAAAUACUGGAAGAGCGGUAAAACAGGAGCAAGAUCGCUUGAAGGAGUUAAAAGAAGAUACAGAAAAGUAACAUCGAUGCGACAAUUACGACGAUGGAAGGACCAAAUCAGUGCAGGUAGCAGCAAAGAUGAAAAAUUAAAAAGAAUUUCUGAAUAUAUAACAAACCGUUUUAAUGAAGCGUUUGAAAAUAGAAUAAUUAUUCAUGACAUUGACAUUGCUCGAUGGGCUUCUCGAGCACAAGAAGAGAAAAAUGUGGUAGGAUUCAAAGCUUCCGAAACGUGGGUAAAAAGAUUCAAAACUUUAUAUGAUAUCGUCUCUCGAAAAAUAACCAAAUUUGUAACAAAAAAAUCAUUGUUAUCGAAAACAGAUUUAGAAGAUAAGUGUAAUACAUUUAUUGAAAAUGUAAAAUAUUAUAUUGAACGAUACGGCGUAGACAAUGUUUAUAAUUCGGAUCAGAGUGGAUUCCAACUUGAAUUUCACUCUGGUCGUACUUUAUCCCAAAAAGGUCUAAAAAAUAUAGAAGCUGUAAUACAAUCUACAUCAGCAACCAUACACAGUUAUACUAUACAGCCGACUAUUUCUGCAGAUGGUAAAAAAUCUAAGAAAAUAAAGUUGUCUGAUCCAAGAAUCAGUACCAAAGAUGAUACAUCUAACAAUAAUGACUUUUUAUCUAGUAAAAAUAUAUGUCAAUUCAGGCAGUUGGAUAAUUCCAAUAUAGAAUCAGAUGCAGAUUCUGUUUCAGAAGUCUCGUCAUUAUCAAUUAAUUUAAAUAAAUGUCGACAACCACUAAUUAACGAAAGUUUUUCGAAAAUUAAAUCAAUUUCAGAUAGAGGAACAAAAACACAUAAAGUAACCAAUGAACUGUUAUACAUGAUUUAUAAAGACAAUAUGCCAUUAAAUACUACUGAAAAAGUAGGAUACAGACAUUUUGUACAAAGUAUAGAGCCACUGUAUAAAAUUCCAGGAAGAAAGCAAUAACGUCUAUGAUAGAUGACAAAUACAGUACCAGCCAAAAAUUUAUCACCUUCAGGGUUUUUGACCAUAACUUCUUUCACAGUAAAGAAAAUAAAUUCAAAUUUUUACAGCAGAUAGCUGGUAUCAUGUACACUGUGUGUAAUGUAUGAGUAAAUUUGACAUCAUAUACUAUGAUUUUCAAAGUUAUUUAUUGAUUGUCCCAAAAUCAUCCGUUGACAACCUUUGUGUACUCGUUAUGUUUAUGUAUUCUAUCGCUACUUCUACACCGCUGUAAACAUUCGUUUAGUAUCUUAGAAGAUGGCGAAGAGUCGUGGUGUUCGAAAUGUGGACGAACGACAACGGAAAUGCGGGAGUUCCCCUAACUCCCCUCACAACGGUCCGAAUGGUAGACAUCCCGCAGGGGUUUUAGUCAGUAGGAGUCUGACAUAGGAGGAGUCUGACAUAGGAGGAGUCUGACCCUGGGGGGGUCGGGGGUAUCCAUGAUGGAUUUCCCCUGCGUUACCAAAAAAAAAAAAGAGGCAUUAAUAGACAUAACUGCCAUUAUUAUUCAGAUGCUAAUGCACAUUGGCAGAGAAGCCAAGAGUUCCAACGGCAGUGGUCCAUUAACGUUUGGGCAAGCAUCCUGGGAGAUAUUAUUGUUGGUCCAUAUUUUUUUGAAGAAAAUCUCAAUGCGACAAUCUAUCUAAGAUUUCUUC
This is a messenger RNA of Harpegnathos saltator (Jerdon's jumping ant), 2214 nucleotides long. RefSeq lists its product as uncharacterized. The record is from RefSeq and is a predicted model, not a curated record. Bases 620 to 1522 code for a protein of 300 amino acids. The transcript is spliced from 3 exons. Lineage: Eukaryota; Metazoa; Arthropoda; Insecta; Hymenoptera; Formicidae.